AUACCAAUUACCAUUACCCCCACCCACUCACUUUAUCAAGAACAAGGACGGAUCCAAAAUCGCGAAUAACAGAAAACCCUAGCCCCUUUCCCCCCGUCCCCCUCCUCUCUUAGCCGCGAAUUCCCUCUCUUUCUCUCUACACAAACAACCAACCAACCAACCAACCAACUUUAUCAAGAUCCUGCCCUGUGUGACCAAUUUGAAGAUAGGGUUAGGGGUUUUCAAAAUUAGGGUUAGGGUUACGAAUAAUUUUUGUUGACAAAUGGAAUGCUGCAUGGACGGUGGUGGUUUGGUGAAAUGACCAAAGGACCAUGUCAGGGGCUGAGGAAGAUGAUGGGUAGAAGUGCCAACGGAGGUUGCGGCACUGAGGAAAAACAUUGCCCAGUUUCUACUUCUAGGGUUCCGACCAAGUUUUCACCGGAAGAUAAAGACGCACCACUGGCUCGACUAGUAGGGAUUGAUUUUUACGCACAGGCUUGUAAGGCCCUUGCUGUUCUUUCUCCUUUUGAUUUGGAGGAUGGUCAGAAGAAGAGCUCAGCUAUUGUAUCGACGCUUCCUGGUGGUUUGGCAACCUGUUUGUCCAAACAUUCUGAUAGUCGUAAGCGCCAUAAGAAGUCCCAUUUGGGCUCAGACACCAAGAAAAACAAGUCCUCUUCCAGACAGGAGAAACCUCGUGGGAUCACCGUUUGGUCUGAAACAGAGGAUUACUUUAGGGAAUUGAAGGUGGAUGAUAUUGAGAGGUUAAAUGAUGCUUCUUCUUUUAGGGACAACAAGUUUAUUUCAAUUCCGUAUCCUGGAAAUAAUAACGAAACAAAUAAUCAUAGUGGGGUGGUUGUUGCUGCUGGGGAGGAGCAGGAUGUUAACCACUUCAUGGAAGUAGAUGACACAGGUGCUAAUGAAAUUUCAAAUAACCAGCAAGAAGAUGACACUGCCUGUUCUUUACCACAAUCCUCUAGUGGAGUAGAAUGGCUUUUAGGUUCUCGAAGUAAGAUAUAUCUGACAUCUGAGCGCCCUUCUAAGAAGCGAAAAAUCUUGGGUGGCGAAGCAGGCUUAGAAAAGCUAUUUGUUGCUCUUCCAGUUAAAGACCAGGACCAAGGGCCAUCUACAUCCUGUCAUUAUUGCAGCCUGGGCGACACAGGCAAUCAGUUGAACAGAUUGAUUGUUUGCACGUCUUGUGGUGUAGCAGUACAUCAGAGAUGUUAUGGUGUGCAACAAGACGAUGAAGCUGGUUGUUGGGUAUGUUCUUGGUGUAGGCUGAAGAGGGAUGAAGAUAAAAGCACCGAUACCCAUUGCCUGCUUUGCCCACAGCAGGGUGGUGCUCUAAAGCCUGUGCGCAAGAGAGGUGCUGGGAAUGAUGAGGGUGGUCUCAUGGAGUUUGCUCAUUUGUUUUGUUGUCAGUGGAUGCCUGAGGUCUACAUAGAAGACACCAAAAGCAUGGAGCCGAUAAUGAACAUUGAGGGUAUCAAGGAGACGCAGAAGAAGUUAAUUUGUUAUAUAUGCAAGGUGAAGUGUGGUGCCUGUGUUCGUUGCAGUUAUGGAUCUUGUCGAACUUCUUUCCAUCCUGUAUGUGCAAGGGAAGCAAAACACAGAAUGGAAAUCUGGGGGAAAUUCGGAUGUGAUGAUGUUGAGUUACGAGCUUUUUGCUUAAAGCACUCUGGACCACAAAAAGAUCAUAGCCCACAUCUGGAAAACCUUUCUGUAGGAGUUGAAGAUGUGAAAGUGAAUGAUUAUUCUAAUUUCACUCUACUUCUGAAGAAGUUGAUUGAACGAGGAAAAGUCAAUUUGAAAGAUGUGGCCUCAGAGAUUAAUGUUUCUGCUAACUUGUUGGCAUCAAAUCUCGCUGAUGACAGCUUACCUCCUGACUUGCAUGGAAGAAUAGUCAAAUGGCUAAAAAGCCAUGCUCAUGUUGGUGGGUUGCAGAAAAACUUGAAGCUUAAACUUAUGUCUCCAUGCAUAUCCAAGGCUGAGAAAGAAUCUGUAGCAUUAGAAAACAAUGUGGGGAAUUCUCCUGUUAAGUCAGCACCACAUUGGAGAACUAAAGGAAAUAUUAGGGUUUUGAAGGAUAACAGUCUUAUAUUGUCUCUGAAAAGGAGUUCUGGAGAUGAUGGGGUUGUUAUGGAUGGGGAUAAAAAUGGUGGACUUGAGGAGUCUUCUCCUGAUUCUAAGGAAAAGAUAUCAGCAGAAUCCUGUCCUGCUUCUGAUCUGUUGGUCAAUAAUUCUGACAGUGGUCAAACUCAAGCUGGCGAGGCUGUUGAAUCUAAGUGUGAUACCAGGGUGAAUUCCAAUCUUGGGAACCAUGAUUGUUUAAUGGCUAUGAAUGACACCCCUGAUACUAUUAGAACAGAAGCUUUACAUGAUUCUUAUGUCCAUCCACUUAUACUCCUGAAAAAUCAAGUUUUGUCCAAGAUCAAUGCUGACAAGGAAGACGCUUUACCAUGCGUUUCCCAAAAUCAAAAUUCACCCUCUACUGAGUCGAGUUGUGACUCAGAAAAAACUAAGCUCAUAAACAUGUCUCCAAUUGAUGAAUUGGAAGGAGAACUGGUUUACUAUCAGCAUCACCUACUUUGCAAUGCAGUUUCAAGAAAACACCUAAGUGAUGAUUUGAUUUCAAAGGUGAUCAAGGUUCUUCCAGAAGAGAUUGAGACACUAAGAAAACGAAACUGGGAUGCUGUGUUGGUGAGCCAAUAUCUUUCUGAGCUUAGAGAAGUCAAGAAACAGGGGAGAAAAGAGAGAAGGCACAAGGAAGCCCAGGCUGUGCUUGCAGCUGCAACUGCUGCUGCUGCAGCUUCUUCCAGGCUUUCAUCUUUCAGGAAAGAUACACUUGAAGAAUCCGCUCACCAUGAGAAUAAGUUGAAAAUAAAGGCUUUUGGAGGGAGAUCUGCAGUUCAUGCACAACCAAAGGAAACACACCCGAAAUUGUCUGUAACGUGGACCCCACCUGAAAUGAACAUUGAUUCUUCACCAUCAACUUUAGAUUACAAAGGGCAUUCUAGGGUUUGUGACGUUUGCAGACGGGAGGAAACAGUUUUGAAUCCAGUUAUUAUAUGUUCUAGUUGCAAGGUUGCAGUGCACAUAGAUUGUUAUCGUAGUGUGAAAGAUUCUACGGGUCCAUGGUUUUGUGAGUUAUGUGAAGAUUCAUCGUCUUCUAGAAGCAGGGGGGUCCCAUCUUUCAGUUACUCAGAGAAGCCGUCUCGUGUGGCGGAAUGUUGCUUAUGUGGUGGCACUACUGGUGCUUUUAGGAAGUCAACUGAUGGUCAAUGGGUCCAUGCCUUCUGUGCUGAGUGGGUUCUAGAAUCAACUUUCAGAAGGGGGCAGCUGAAACCUAUUCAGGGCAUGGAGACAAUCUCCAGAGGGAACGAUGUUUGCCUUGUUUGCAGCCGCAGAGUUGGCGCCUGUAUAAAGUGCAAUUAUGGUCACUGUCAAAGCACAUUUCAUCCCACUUGUGGCAAGAGUGCUGGCUUCUUCAUGAACGUGAGAACUAGUGGUGGAAAAAUACAACACAAGGCUUACUGUGAGAAGCACAGCCAGGUGGAGAGGACAAAGGCCGAGACUCAAAAACAUGGAGUUGAAGAAUGGAAUUCUCUCAAGAAAGUCAGGGUUGAAUUGGAGAGAUUACGUCUCAUCUGUGAAAGAAUCAUCAGACGUGAGAAAUUGAAGCGUGAAUUGGUGAUUUGUUCACAUGACAUGCUUCGUUGGAACAGAGAGUCGGUAUGUUCAUCUUCAUCAUCAUGUAUAAUACCCCCCCGUGGGGUUUGCACUGGCACUGGUUUUCUGUCACCAGAUGUUAGUUCAGAAUCCGCUACAACUUCCUUAAGAGGAGGAUACACAAACAGCUACAAAUCAUGCAGUGAAACCAUCAUCCAAAGAUCCGAUGACAUCACAAUCGACAGCACCACCACAGUCGCCGGAAAACGCCGAAUUAGGUUUCCCAUUGCGAUGGCGGCAAUGGACAACGACCAAAAAACAGACGACAGUUCGACCUCUCAAAUCUUUACACAGGCUCCUUCUGUGAGUGUGAAUGUAAGGCCGAUGCUUUCCGGAAAACAAAUCCCAAUUAGACCCUCAUCUGUGGUUUCCCUGACUACCUCUACUGAUGAUGGGGACAAGUUUUUCCGGCAUGGAAAGCAUACAGAGACUUUUGAGAAAGAGCUGGUGAUGACAUCAGAUCAAGCAACCAUGAGGAACCAACGCUUGCCAAAAGGAUUUGUUUAUGUUCCAAUUCGUGUCCUCUCAAAUGAGAAUGAGGAAACAGUUCCUGCUGCUGUGGCCCCCACACCCAAAGUAGCAUCAGCAUCGUCUGAGGAAAAUUCAGGACAAGAUGGAUAGAUAUAUAAGACCAUUUGGGUCAUCACAGGUUUUUUUUUUGGACAACUUAUCUCGUGCGGUUUGCAGAUGAAGGGAAAAGUUUUUUUUAUUCUGAUGAUGUUGUAUAUUCAUUCUCAUUGGGAAGAGAGAAGAGAAGAGAAGAGAAGAAACCUGUACAGUAUUAUGAUGAAGUGAGUGAUGAGUGGGUUUUGUUGAUUUGUUGUAGUGGUGGUGGUACUUUUAGAUUUUUUUUUUGGUUGGUUGGUUAUUGUAAUGUUAUAGAAAGAUAUUGGCUGCAGGUUGCAGUGCAGUUGUAAAGUGGUGUACAUAGAGAGAUAAGAUGAUACUAGUGCUAUAGUGAUCAGAUCAUAGCAAUUGCACAACAUAAGAAAAACAAAAAGAGAGCAUUUCUUUUUCUCUUGUUUCUCCUCCACAUUGUUUCUCAAUGGUUUAAUUUGACUGAAGCAGCAUAGGUUUUCUGGGGC
Messenger RNA from Lactuca virosa, 4790 nucleotides. NCBI's taxonomy places the organism in Eukaryota, Viridiplantae, Streptophyta, Magnoliopsida, Asterales, Asteraceae. The record is from the annotation of a GenBank genome assembly.